Messenger RNA from Chrysoperla carnea, 1626 nucleotides. RefSeq lists its product as uncharacterized. NCBI's taxonomy places the organism in Eukaryota, Metazoa, Arthropoda, Insecta, Neuroptera, Chrysopidae. The transcript is spliced from 4 exons. Bases 1 to 1626 code for a protein of 541 amino acids. The record is from RefSeq and is a predicted model, not a curated record.
AUGGACACCUACGAACAAAAUGUUAUGCAGACGAUAAACGUGGUACCUCAAGGUGGUAGCACUGAUAUGAUGAAGAAAGUGGAGAGAGCGUUGAGGCUCAUCAAGACGGUGGAGGAAGCUGAGCGAUGGAUGAUACUUAAUAAGCAGAACAUCCGCUUAUUCAAAAAGAUGUUGAUGUUAAAGAAAGAAAAUCCUCUGCGUCUUGAAGCUAAUAUUGGACUUUGUAAAUCAUACCAGCGGCAACUUCACCGACUGCGAUUAGAUUUAGUUAAGCAAGGUGGUGGUGUCACCAAAAAACAAAAUCGACAUCUAAUCUGGGAGACAAUUGAAACCCACCACCAGGGCAGGGUGAAGACUGGUAUGAUUACCAAUUUGGAUUAUAAAGAUCCAAAUAUAUUUUUCAACCGGGCAUUUCCAAUGUUUAGAAGACACGUUCGGCGUGAGCUAGUGAAUCAUCCCCUCAAGGUGUAUAUUAUGUUCACGGGCAAUUUCAUUAAGCCCAGCACCAAAGAGGAGGAUUUGAAAACUUUUAUAACGUCGGCUAAGGAAAUGUAUCUGACAACGGACAUGCAGGAGUGGUACAUUGAUCAUGUCAAAAACUAUUUGUUGAAAAAAUUGGAAGAAUUCCAGGAACGCGAUAGCGGUUGGGCUCUUGACAUGAUCAUAAAUAUUCGAGUCCACAUGAAUAAGUACUCUCCGAUCACAGCUGGAACAUUUUGCGAACUACCAUCUGCAAUUAAAUGUAGAAAAGCUGUGAUUAAUGUCCAGAAUAAAGACCAACAUUGCUUUUUAUGGUCGAUAAUGUCAGCACUUUACCCGGUUGAAAAGGAUCCUCAACGUUUAACUAAGUACCCGCACUAUAAAUAUCAUUUAAAAUAUGAUGGAUUAAAGUUUCCCAUGUCUCUGGAUCAAAUUAAUAAAUUUGAAAAGAUGAACCCGCAGCUAUCGAUUAACGUGUACGGCUACAAAGUUACGUUUCUACGUGAUUUAGAAAUUUUCCCUGUACGCUUGGCUCGAUCGGGUGUAACAAAAUUCGAGCAUAAAAUAUUUUUAUGUGAUCGAUGUCUCAACUAUUUUGCUACAGAAGGCAAACUCCAACAGCAUUCAGUAAAUUGUGGUGAGCAAGAAGCAGUGCGGGUACGAAUGCCUGAAACUGAUGACGAGCGGUUCGUUGAGUUCAAAGAUUUCAACAGCAAGGAACGUGUUGAGUAUAUGGUGUACGCUGACUUUGAGGCACUAUUGGUACCACAACAUCAUGAAGACAUGGAAAUGGAUCAUGGGUCUUAUACAAAAAAUAUUCAAAAACAUGUACCCUACAGUGUAGGUUACUAUGUUCAUUGUACCCAUGAUCCCAACCAAUCGUUUUAUAAGGCAUACCGUGGUGCUGAUUGUGUCAAGUGGUUUGUUCAUGAACUGGAACAAGUAGCGUACUCAUUAGAGCAAAAAAUAAAACACGUUAAACCAAUGUAUCCGCUCACCGUCGAACAAGAACUGGAUUUUAUGUCAGCAGAGAAGUGUCACAUUUGUGAUAAAGAUUUCGUAUCCAAUUCCAUACGUGUUCGCGACCAUUCACAUCGCACAGGUAAUGUAUCUACCGUGGAGCAGCACACCAAUUUUGUAAUCUGA